AUGAGGGUUAUUCAGGGGAUCAUUAUACAUGAUGUAAUUGGCCGCCCUAAGAUUAUUCUUGACCAGUUGGCGGAGGGUUUAAACACACUUGGAUUUCGAGCUGCUAUGAAAGAAUACCCUGAGUUCCUUGAGGCUCUCUUUAUCCCCAGCAAGGAAGAGUUGAAUGCAGAUUCUGUCAUUGGCGUGCUUCAGUUCCCUAAAGAUAUGGAUGACAAUGAAAGUGUAGUAGCAGGUUACAUUCACAUGUUUAUACAGAAUGCAAAGGUUGACACACUGGAAAAAUUUCUCUCUUUUGCCACGGGUUCAAAGGCUCUUCCCGAUUUUGGCCUGGGAAAAAAUUCAAGUAAAGUUUGA
Messenger RNA from Porites lobata, 354 nucleotides. The record is from the annotation of a GenBank genome assembly. NCBI's taxonomy places the organism in Eukaryota, Metazoa, Cnidaria, Anthozoa, Scleractinia, Poritidae.